Staurois parvus is the source of this 472-nucleotide messenger RNA. Lineage: Eukaryota; Metazoa; Chordata; Amphibia; Anura; Ranidae. The record is from the annotation of a GenBank genome assembly.
CGGAUAUAGUGAAUGCGGGGUCCGGGGAGAGCGGAUAUAGUGAAUGCGGGGUCCGGGAGAGCGGAUAUAGUGAAUAGGGAUAUAGCGAAUGCGGGGUCCGGGGGAGGGGAUAUAGCGAAUGCGGGGUCCGGGAGACUGGAUAUAGUGAAUGCGGGGCCCGGGGAGAGCGGAUAUAGGGAAUGCGGGGCCGGGGAGAGCGGAUAUAGGGAAUGCGGGGCCCGGGGAGAGCGGAUAUUAGGGAAUGCGGGCCCGGGGAGAGCGGAUAUAGGAAUGCGGGGUCCGGGGAGAGCGGAUAUAGGGAAUGCGGGGUCCGGGGAGAGCGGAUAUAGCAAAUACGGGGUCCGGGGAGAUCGGAUAUAGCAAAUACGGGGUCCGGGGAGAGCGGAUAUAAAGCGAAUGCGGGGUCCGGGGAGAGCGGAUAUAGCGAAUGCGGGGUCCCGGGGAGACUGGAUAAGUGAAUGCGGGGUCCGGG